Meyerozyma guilliermondii ATCC 6260 is the source of this 564-nucleotide messenger RNA. It is a transcript of the gene VMA22, whose product is annotated as Vma22p. Gene Ontology annotation, cellular component: extrinsic component of endoplasmic reticulum membrane; Vma12-Vma22 assembly complex. The coding region runs from base 1 to 564 and encodes 187 amino acids. Lineage: Eukaryota; Fungi; Ascomycota; Pichiomycetes; Serinales; Debaryomycetaceae. The record is from RefSeq and is a predicted model, not a curated record. Gene Ontology annotation, biological process: vacuolar proton-transporting V-type ATPase complex assembly. The transcript has a single exon.
AUGGGAGACGAAAAGACUGUCGAGUUGCUCGAGCUAGUGUCUCAGUAUGAGCAAUUGUGCAACGACAAGCUUCGAACUGACUUUAUUGAUGGAUUUUUUACCCUUGGAAGAGCCAACUACAAUUCUGGUUCCGUGAAAAAAUACGGCGUAGAUUCGCUAGAUAUGAGACCACACGAACCGGGGAUAAUAGUGGAGGUGGGGGAUCAGAUGAGCGUGAAAAAAGUAGAAAAAGAAGACAAAAAUGCAAAAAAGGCACAAAAUGAUGGAAUAAUGAACGACGAUAAUGAAUUACGUGAACUGGAAAAUGACGAAAAUAGUAACAAAACUACGCUUCGAAAUCGAAAACGCUCCGAAAAAUCCACUUCAAAUACAGUCCCAUCCACCAAAGAAACAAAACAACCAGAAAAACCAUCUUUUAAUCCACUACUUCAGUUUGGUGGCUUGGUGCCUUAUCAGCUCCGCCAGAGCCAACUACACUUUACUGCUGCCAUUGAGCUGGCAGUGGAACGUUACAACUUGGCGGUUCGCAUAGAAAAGCUAGUUGCGGAACUUGAGUCUGUAUGA